Messenger RNA from Anneissia japonica, 1855 nucleotides. RefSeq names its product origin recognition complex subunit 5-like. Gene Ontology annotation, molecular function: DNA replication origin binding. NCBI's taxonomy places the organism in Eukaryota, Metazoa, Echinodermata, Crinoidea, Comatulida, Comatulidae. Gene Ontology annotation, cellular component: nuclear origin of replication recognition complex; nucleus. The transcript is spliced from 10 exons. The coding region runs from base 50 to 1399 and encodes 449 amino acids. Gene Ontology annotation, biological process: DNA replication; DNA replication initiation. The record is from RefSeq and is a predicted model, not a curated record.
UGGGAGAGCGGUAGUUUAGAAAUAUACACGGAGGAUUUGAUGUUUGUAAAUGUCAGUCAUGGACAGAACUGAAGAAAGUGUAAUUAGAGGAAUACUAGAGGAAAUUCCAUGCAGAGAAAACCAAAUAAAUUUACUUUGCGACCUUUUUGGAAAGAGAAACCAAUAUACCUGUCCAGCACUGUUUAUAUUCGGCCAUUCAGCAACUGGAAAAUCACUGGUUGUCUCAACACUUCUGAAAAGAUUAGAGCUCCCUCAUGCUGUUGUAAAUUGUGUUGAGUGUUACACGCAGAGAUUGAUGUACGAACAGCUCUUGAAUAAGGUUGCAGGGUAUCAGUCAGGUCCCAGUAAUAACUAUGGAAGCUUUGCCCGUUGUGACAAUACAAAUGAUUUUGUACGGUUACUGAGGUCAGCGAUUGCUGAACAGUGUACACAAGAGGAAACUGUUUACUUAGUGUUUGACAAAGCAGAGCGCCUGCGAGAAAUGGAAAGUAACUUGUUGCCAGCAAUACUGCGUUUGUCUGAGCUCUCAAACUGUAAUGUUUGUGUCAUCCUCAUAAGCCAACUGGUCUGGGGAAAGUUUCGAACAGGAACUGGUUUUGCAGAACCCCUUAUUCUUCAUUUUCCUGACUACUCAAAAGCUGAGCUUCUUGAUAUCGUUUCUCGUGACUGUCCCCCGGGUUAUACUUGCGAAUUCUACUCUUCCUAUGCCAAUCUUUUAAUGAGCGUGUUUUACAUUGCUUGCAGAGACCUCAAUGAAAUUAGACACUUGGCAUUGUUGAAUUUUCCAAAGUAUAUUGAGCCAGUAAUUAAAGGUGAAGUUACAACAGAUAAUGCUCACAAGCUGUGGAGAAACAUUGAACCUCACCUUAAGAAAGCUAUGCACACUGUGUACCUCAGAGAGGUAUCCAGUUCACAGUGGGAAAAAUAUCAGCAGGAGGAUAGUGAGCAGUUUGGUGCCCUCACAUGUUUAUCAACCAGAUCAAAAGUUGAGCUACCAUUCUAUUCCAAGUACCUCUUGAUAGCUGCUUAUCUAGCCUCUUACAACCCAGCUAAAACAGAUAGACGCUUCUUUUCCAAGAACCACGGCAAGAUAAAGAAGUCUGCAUGUCCUAAUCCAAAGAAAGAUAUGAGUAGUCAGCUGCUAGGGCCUAAAGCCUUUCCAUUAGAUCGGUUGAUGGCAAUAUUCUACAGUAUUGUGGAUGCUAAAGUUUCAACCACUGCUAAUAUAUUUUCUCAAAUUUCGUCACUUGUAACAUUAAGUCUAUUAUGUCACGUUGGACAUGAUGACCAGCUGGAUUCACCUCGUUAUAAAUGCACCGUAUCUCUGGACUUCAUCCAAUCAGUUGCAAGGACUGUUAGUUUUGAUAUCAUUCGCUACCUGUUUGACUUUGUGCAGUGAGUAUUAUACUUAUAACCUAUAGAGGGCAGGAUAACAAGAGUCUCAAAUAUUGUACAUGUCGGAAGAGACAAGAAUCGGCUGGUAGGACUUAUGAUGGAAAUAGUAAUUAAUAUUAGCAAUAUCUGUUGAAUUCUGAACUGUGACCACAAUGUUCCCAUUGGUGCGAUAAGUAAUACUAAUAUUUAAUGUUACAUGACCCAAGUGUCAUCAGACUCAAGAGUAACUCGAGUGAAUGCCACCUACAAUGUUUUGGCAGAGUUCUUGAAUUGAAUAUUUUAUUGUGCAUCUAUUGGAGGGUGUACUAAAGCAGAUUACCAUGUAUUGGUGUUCAUAAACCCUGAAGCCGGUUGUCUAACAGUGGCAACCCUAGAGGGAGAUAUGUGGGAUUGUGGCAGUGCUGUGUUUAGACAUGGGCUGAUUCUUAAUACGAUGGAUAAAUAAACUUGCCCAUUCCAA